AUGGUCCAGAAAAUUGCGAGAGUCGUGACAAUGGUUUUGAUGUGUGAAGUCGGUGAAUGCAAAGUCGAAGAAACAGGGACGAACCGACAUGUUUGCAGCAUCAUGUUCAUGGUAGCAGUCACAUGUGGAAUGGUUGUGUUCAUGUGUGCAUCCACAGCAUUUCGGCUUAAAGCUUUUGCGAAAGCGACGCUUGGACCGAAGUCCAAAGCUAGUGGAGAAAUGGACAAGGUUGAAGAAAUGGAAAAGGAAGAGAAGCCGAUUGCAGAAGAAGAGUUGGAGAAAGAAAAGGAAGAGAAGCCGACUGCCGAAGAAGAAGAAGAAGUGGAAAUGGAAGAAGAAUCAGCUCAGGGAGAAGGAGAGAGCCACCAGCAAGAAGGUGCAAAGAAGCGAAGGAAGAUGGCCUUGGAAAGGAUUCAGCAGAAGAUCGAAAAAGGUGGCGAGAAAGAAAAAGUUGAGGAAGAUGAAGGCGAGGAAGAAGAAGAACAGGCUGAAGAUGAGCCAAUGGUCGUGAGCGACGAAGCAGGUUCAGAUGAGUCGAGCUCAAGCAGCAGCUCAUCGUCAACCGAAGAGGAGUCAGUCGAGAAGCCAAGCGAUGAAAAGAAGGGUCCGGUCGAGAAGGAAGAAGAUCCUGGAGAACUGAUAAAGAAGAUCAUCGCCAUGGGUCGAGAACUGUUGCAAGAGAUCAAGAAGAGCAUCAAAGAGUCGAUUUCAAAUUCCCUGAGGAAAGUGCUAUUAUGGCUGGAGAAAAAUCUCAGGGCAGCGCAGACUCUCGAAGAAGUUGAAGCAGGCGCUGAGGAAAUCGACAAGGAACAUGCUGAAAUCGAGCAAACCCUUGGACAAAUGGAAAAGGAGGUCGAACUAGGACGCCAGAAGUUUGAGAAGCGCAAACAAGGAAGAAAAAAAGCGGUAGAGCUCAUCGAGAAGUUCGAAAAGGAACUGGGAGAGCUGGCCGCUCGAGAGGAACUUCUCACCGAAACGAUGGACGAAGCAAAAAUCGGACUGGCAAAGCUGAUAAGCGUGAAAGGCUUUUAUGCCGAAGUCGAAGAAGGACUGUGGAAAUUUGAAAAGGCCAAGCGAAAGGCAGCCGAACUUGGAGCACAGCUUGGAGAGAGGAUGAAGAGAGCCAAGUCAAAGGCAAUGCCGAAGAAGAAAGUUGAGCCGAAAGUGAAGGCAAUGCCAAAGGUUGCACCGGAUGUGAUCAAGAACAAGAAGACGGAAAAGGGUGCCAAGGAAGACCAACCUGAGGAGAAGAAAGCCAAGUGGAAAUCCUUGGAUGCAAAGUCGGAAAGCAAAGGAGCACACGAGCAAAUAAAAGGACGGACGAAGAAAAUGAAAGCCGACUUGAGCAAGACGUAUUGGCAAUGCUGA
This is a messenger RNA of Symbiodinium natans, 1368 nucleotides long. The record is from the annotation of a GenBank genome assembly. NCBI's taxonomy places the organism in Eukaryota, Dinophyceae, Suessiales, Symbiodiniaceae.